Messenger RNA from Letharia lupina, 918 nucleotides. RefSeq lists its product as uncharacterized. The transcript has 2 exons. Gene Ontology annotation, biological process: mitochondrial transport; carnitine transmembrane transport. Bases 1 to 918 code for a protein of 305 amino acids. NCBI's taxonomy places the organism in Eukaryota, Fungi, Ascomycota, Lecanoromycetes, Lecanorales, Parmeliaceae. Gene Ontology annotation, cellular component: mitochondrial envelope. Gene Ontology annotation, molecular function: O-acyl-L-carnitine transmembrane transporter activity. The record is from RefSeq and is a predicted model, not a curated record.
AUGUCUUCCUCUUCGUCAUCGUCGACCGGCCCUUCAAUACCUUCCGCAGAGGAAGUCAGAACUGAAGUCGUCGAAGCCUCAAAACAAACGCUCUCCAGUUUCCGCUCCCUUAUCGCCGGAGGUGUUGGUGGAAUAUGUGCUGUCAUCGUGGGACAUCCCUUCGAUUUGGUGAAGGUGCGAAUGCAGACGGCGGAGAAGGGAGUUUAUAGUGGGGCUCUCGAUGUUGUGAGGAAGACUGUUGCUCGGGAAGGUUUACGGAAGGGCUAUGAUGUUGGUCAAAAGCUCGUCCGAGCAUUCUCCCCCCAAACAAACUCAGACGCCCAUUUCACAAUCGGCCAAACCUCGACCGCCGGCUUCUUUUCCGCCAUCCCCAUGACCAUCAUAACAGCUCCCUUCGAACGCGUAAAAGUUCUCCUCCAGAUUCAAGGCCAGAAACAACUGGCGCCAGGCGAAAAGCCCCGCUACUCAGGCGGCAUGGACGUCGUGCGUCAGCUUUACAAAGAAGGCGGCAUACGAUCCGUCUACCGCGGCUCUGCAAUGACGCUCGCAAGAGAUGGGCCUGGUAGCGCUACAUAUUUUGCCAGUUAUGAAUACGUGAAGAGAAAGAUGACGCCGAAAGACGCAGAUGGGAACCCGUCAGGGGAGUUGAGCUUGACGGCAGUGAUGACUGCGGGUGGGGCAGCGGGUGUGGCCAUGUGGAUACCUGUUUUCCCGAUUGAUACGAUCAAGAGUCGAUUGCAAAGUGCUGAGGGACGACCAACGAUUGGCGGCACUAUAAGAGGACUUUAUGCGAGUGGAGGCUUUAAGGCGUUCUUUCCCGGCAUGGGGCCGGCGAUGGCGAGGGCCGUACCGGCGAAUGCUGUGACCUUUCUGGGGGUGGAGUUGGCGCAUAAGGCUAUGAACAAUGCGUUUGGGUAG